Messenger RNA from Telopea speciosissima, 2097 nucleotides. RefSeq names its product cytokinin dehydrogenase 1-like. Lineage: Eukaryota; Viridiplantae; Streptophyta; Magnoliopsida; Proteales; Proteaceae. Gene Ontology annotation, biological process: cytokinin metabolic process. Gene Ontology annotation, molecular function: FAD binding; cytokinin dehydrogenase activity. The record is from RefSeq and is a predicted model, not a curated record. The transcript is spliced from 5 exons. Bases 254 to 1849 code for a protein of 531 amino acids.
CUCCCACCCAAGUAGGCAGUCUUCAUACGGAGUCUAACCACUGAAGGGGGUUGACUAGCCACCCCAACCUCACCUUUAAAUUCCCUCCUCUACCUUCCAAUUUCCUGGCUCUUCUACUCCUCUCCUUUUGCCUUGUUUCAACAAGAAACAAAAAAGAGAGAAAAGUUUGAGGCUUUGAGCUCUUCCCUGUAGUUGCCUUCUCAGAGUAAGAGAAUUGGAAUCAUCAUUCAUUAGUUUCCUUCUUCCAAACAACAUGAUAUUCCUCAGAUGUUUUUGGUUUUUGUUCUUGAGCUGUAUCACAGCCAGAAUCAACCCAUGCUCCAUCCUCCCUUUCACAGCCCCAACUGCAUCUGACUUGGAGUCCUCCCUCGUCCGUUCUUCACUAUUGACACUGAAUCUUGAUGGGCAUUUUUCUUUUGAUGAUGUCCACCAUGCAGCAAGUGACUUUGGCUAUCGAUACCAUUUCCUCCCAAGUGCAAUCCUACACCCAGAGUCAGUUUCAGAUAUUGCAAUUACCAUAAAGCACAUCUUCCAUAUGGGUCCCAGUUCAAAGCUCACGGUUGCAGCUAGAGGCCACGGCCACUCUCUCCAAGGCCAGUCACAAGCCCAUGAAGGAGUUGUCAUCAACAUGGAAUCACUCCAGGGACCAGCAAUGCGAAUCCAUGCCGGUGAGCUCCCUUACGUGGAUGUUUCUGGUGGUGAACUUUGGAUAAAUAUCCUGCAUGAAAGCUUGAAAUAUGGGUUUGCUCCAAAAUCUUGGACAGACUAUCUCCAUCUCACUGUUGGUGGAACUUUGUCCAACGCUGGGAUCAGUGGGCAGGCAUUCCGCCACGGACCGCAGAUCAGUAAUGUCUACCAGCUAGAGAUUGUCACAGGAAAAGGAGAGGUGAUGAACUGUUCAGACAAACAGAAUGCAGAUCUCUUUUACAGUGUCCUUGGAGGACUGGGUCAAUUUGGGAUCAUAACCCGGGCUAGAAUUGCUCUCGAACCAGCUCCCAAAAUGGUGAAAUGGAUUAAAGUUCUAUACUCAAAUUUCUCCAGAUUUGUCAAGGACCAGGAGUAUCUAAUAUCUGCUAAGAAUACCUUCGACUACAUUGAAGGCUUCGUGAUCAUAAACAGGACAGGUUUACUUAAUAACUGGAGAUCAUCCUUCAACCCUCAAGACCCAGUUCAAGCAAGCCGGUUCAGUUCGGAUGAUAGAACUCUGUUCUGCCUAGAAAUGGCCAAAAAUUUCAACCCAGAUGAGACUGACAUCAUGAACCAGGCAGUGGAGAGCCUUUUGUCUCAACUAAAUUAUAUUCCAUCAACACUUUUCCUAACAGAAGUCUCAUACCUGGACUUCCUGGACAGAGUGCACAUAUCUGAGAUAAAGCUUCGAUCGAAAGGCCUAUGGGAAGUUCCACACCCAUGGCUUAACCUUCUAAUUCCAAGAACCAGAAUCCACAAAUUUGCUGAAGAGGUCUUCGGCAACAUUCUUACUGACACUAGCAAUGGUCCCAUCCUCAUCUACCCAGUGAACAAAUCCAAGUGGGAUGGCAGGACUUCUGUAGUAACUCCAGAGGAAGAUAUUUUCUACCUAGUGGCAUUCCUUUCUUCAGCUGUGCCUUCUUCCAAAGGAACCAAUGGCUUGGAACACAUUUUAACCCAGAACAAAAGAAUUCUAGAUUUCUGUGAAACAGCCCACCUUGGAGUGAAGCAAUAUCUGCCUCAUUACAGCACCCAGGAAGAGUGGCGAUCCCACUUUGGCCCUCGUUGGGAAAUCUUUGUACAGCAAAAAUCUGCUUAUGACCCUUUGGCUAUCCUUGCUCCUGGCCAGAAAAUUUUUCAAAAGGCAAUACCAUUCUCAUAACAUUGGCCAUUCAAACAACCAAGGGCCCUUAAAGCAUAUAAUCCAGAACUCCAGGGUACUGUAAAAUCCUAAUGAUUAAAUUAAACACUUUUCUCGAGCCUCCACUACAACUGUCACAGAAAAGGGGAGGCUGCGGGCUGCUUAGAUUUUGUUGAUCAAGUUGGUCAACACUUCAAUUAUGUAAUUAGUAAAUUGAAUUUUAGAAAAGAUUCAAAAAGAUCAACCAUGUAAAGGUUGUUGAUGAGCAA